AUGGUCUGGGAUCACCUCUCGGUCACAGGUCCACAUCUGAUUUACCUCAUUCUGGGAGGCUUCACCACCAUUUUCAUGCUAUGCUCCUCCGUCAUCAAGGAGCGCAUGUACAUUGGCGAGGCCACAGUUGCUACGCUAUGCGGCAUCAUCUUUGGGCCUCACGUCGCCAAUGUCAUAAAUCCUACGAAAGACUGGGAUAGCGUCGAUAUCAUCACCAUCGAGUUUUCUCGAAUCGUUCUGGUAGUGCAAUGUUUCGCUGUGGGCGUCGAGUUGCCCAAGUUCUACAUGGAAAAACACUGGAAAUCCGUCACCCUACUGCUUAUCCCGGUCAUGCUCUUCGGCUGGCUCAUCACGAGUGUGUUUAUCAUGUGGUUGGUUCCACCAUUGAACUGGAUCGAAAGCCUGGUGGUGGCCGCCUGUGUCACGGCUACUGAUCCAGUUCUGGCCUCGUCUGUUGUCGGCAAGGGCAAGUUCGCCAAGAGGGUGCCGAAGCAUUUGAGAGAUCUCCUCUCGGCAGAGUCUGGCUGCAACGACGGCAUGGCUUUCCCAUUUGUCUACCUGGCAUUAUAUCUGAUUCACGACAAGCUGAACGCCAAGGUGGCUCUCAAGCACUGGUUCCUGUACACCGUCUUGUAUGAGUGCAUCUUUGGUGCGAUUUACGGUUUCAUCAUCGGAUAUAUGGCCCGCCACGGCAUCAAGUACGCAGAAAAGCACGAUCUGAUCGACAGGGAGAGCUUCUUGGUAUUUUACUUCGUUUUGGCGCUGUUCGCUGCUGGCUCUGGCAGUAUCCUGGGUCUCGACGAUUUGCUGGUUGGCUUUGCAGCAGGUGUGGGCUUCUCAAACGAUGGUUGGUUUACGCAAAAGACCGAGGACUCUCACGUCUCCAACGUUAUCGAUUUGCUGAUCAACUUGACCUACUUCAUCUACUUCGGAACCAUCAUUCCCUGGAAAGAUUUCAACGAUCACGCCAUUGGACUCUACGCCUGGAGGCUGGUAGUGCUCGCCGUAUUCGUCAUUCUGUUCCGACGAAUCCCUAUCAUGAUGGCUCUCAAACCUAUUAUUCCCGACCUCAAAACGUGGCGUGAAGCGCUUUUUGCAGGCCACUUUGGCCCCAUUGGUGUGGGUGCUGUUUUUGUGGCCAUGCUGGCUCGGGCAGAGCUUGAAUCGGAAAGUCCAGUCCCGUUAACCAAGCUUCCCGAUCCUGGAUCGCCUCAUUACGAUUUGAUCAGAGUUGUCUGGCCCAUUGUUGCAUUCCUUGUUGUUGCCUCCAUCAUUGUGCACGGCUCUUCGAUUGCCGUGUUUACUCUGGGCAAGCAUAUCAACACGCUCAGCAUCACCAUGUCUUACACACAGGCCAACGAGGAUGGGCCUACCUGGAUGUCGCGGUUACCUCGCAUCACAUCAACGUCGCGCUCUCAAGCCAGAACUAUGUCUGAUACAGAUGGCGAAGAGCUCAAGAUGCCGGAUUACCCUCCAGGAACGUUGCCACCUAUCGGCUAUCCAAAUAACUUCUUGCGUCGUGUACGGGAAGACGAAAACAACGAGAAGCAGAGCGGCAGUCGUCAGAACAGUAGACCGUCGUCCAGGUCUGCGAAACGGAGGAAAAAGAUGUGGGAUGAUGGAAUUGGCCCAGGAGGACCUAUCAGUCAAUCAGCCAUCUUCCCUCAACGCCGCACCCCGAGUGAAGGACAAACACCCCUCCCGCCUGUAACCCAAAGCCCUGCCCAACCUCAUGACGCACAACAGGACUCUAUGCAGAUCACGCCCGUGGACGAGCGUGCGGCGAGAUCCCCCACCCCGCAUGAACGACAUCAUCAGGCUUCUGGCGACUCUACCCGUGCUGGCUCGCCUAACAUGGGCACUCCCGGAGACGAGCACCGCAAUCCUAUCGAAGUGUACAACGAAGGUGACAAUAUCAUCAUUGAGAACGCUGACGGCGACGUCCUGGCGGUGCAUCCAUCGCAGAGCGGUAACAACGUUGCGGAACAUGCCAAGGACCUGAAGUCAAAGUUGGAAUCCGAGGCCGGACCUUCGGGAUGGAGCUACAAUGCCCUGAAGCACCGGGUGGCCAACUGGCGAGAGGAAGAACUCGCCAAGAGAAAGGAGAAGGAAAAAACAGCUCGGAAGGGCGAGCCGGCCCGUGCUUUCCAAUAUGGUACAACUAUUAUUGUUGAAAACGAAGACGGCGAGGUCGUCAAGAAGUAUGACCUAUCCACGCCAAAGUCUCAAGGCGAUCAAGGCAAGGCAAGCCCUUCGGGAGAAGGAACACAGGGUCACUCACAGAGGCCCAAUCUCAGCAGGUGGGCUAGUGCUGCGUUUGGACGAUCGCAGGCUGGCGAGGCAUCUGCGAAGAAGAAGACUCCGGAAGAAGAGGAAGAUGAAAAGGACGACAAGCAUAUCCGGUUCACUGUUGGUGGAGUCGGUCGCCGCAUGACGAAGGAGGAUUUCCUCGUGGAGAUGCAGAAGCUGGACAAAAACACACGCCGCGAUGUUGUUGACAAGUCGUCGGCGUCGCAGGAACUUAAGACAGUUGCUAAGCGCGAUACCCAGCCACAGAUCAAGGUCUCGGCUCCGGGUCAGUCAGGGGCGAGCAGGAAGAACUCGGCGUCUCCUGCGGCGGGGGCCAGCUCAAAGCCGCAGGCGACUUCCCCUGGGCCAGAGCGGUCGAGCGGAUCUAGCGGUGGAUCAAGACCAUCGAGCAAGGAAGCUUCCGAGACGGAGGUGGAAAAGAAGAGGAGAUUGGAAGCUUUGCGUGGUGUUCCUAGCGGCAGUCGGGCGGGUGAGGAGGUGGCUGAGACGGCAGCGGAGCGGAGGAGACGAGAGGCGGCUCUGGGAAUGUCUCGUGAACCGGAGGAGAGCGACAGCGAGGAUGAUGAUACCCCUAGAGUGCCUCCACCGAAACCUCGCAUCCGAUUCGCAGAAGAGACUGUGAACCGGUAG
Molecule: messenger RNA, 2940 nt
Organism: Podospora pseudocomata
Lineage: Eukaryota; Fungi; Ascomycota; Sordariomycetes; Sordariales; Podosporaceae
Gene: CNH1
Product: Na+/H+ antiporter
Exons: 2
Coding region: 1-2940 (979 amino acids)
Biological process (GO): sodium ion export across plasma membrane; intracellular potassium ion homeostasis; regulation of membrane potential
Cellular component (GO): plasma membrane
Molecular function (GO): sodium:proton antiporter activity
Source: RefSeq, a predicted model, not a curated record